CCGAAGCACAUAGCUAUGAAGGAAAAUAAUUCACUGACCAUCCUAACCAGAGUUGAGAUUAGAUGGAUUGCAUGUUCAAUAAAUACACAUUUCUGUGGACGAUGCUCAGACAAAACUGAACGUUACAACGUACUGAGGGUGUUGUGUGACUCUUACUUCGUUUUAUCCCGCUACUGAUACACACUCUUCCUGAAACUUCGUAAGCUUUAUAAAUUAUUAUUCCUUAAAAAGUUCUUCUCACAGGAAAGUUCCUCAAUUCCUUGAAUUCGGGAUCUCAUCCAGACCAAUUUUUGGCUACCACUUACCUGCUGUUCCAUUCCCACCCUUUCUUAAAGCAAACUAUUUGACGGUAAGAAAAACUAUAAAACGAGCAUAGCAGCUUGAAUCAUGGGCUUGUUCCACUUAGCAAACUGCCUAGCGUUGGCUACGGGUCCUCAUUUGCUGGUAUACAAGUCUACUGGAAUACCAGAUAACGAUGCAUUUUGGCCCUGUUUCAAAAUUGCAUGCGUGUACGCACUUACACAGAUCUUGAAGUUUUUUCUGAUCACUUUAGCUCCUCAUAACUAUUUGUCUAAGGGAGAUUCUAUGACAUUUGAUGUUUUCGGUAUAGUACUAGAGAUAAUAGUAAUCACUAUGAUUGUACGUGGAUCACUUUGCAGAAGUGAGUUCAAUGUAGUAGCAUCCAGUGUAGGCUGGUCAAUCGCUUCAUUAGUAACCACAAGAUAUGUCCCAAUUUGGGUUGGUACGCGUGGACUAGAAUUCGACUGGAAAUACUUGUGUUUGAGUUACGAAGCAAACUUGGAUUUGAUUGAUACAUUUGUGAUGUUUUACUCUGUUUGGCUAUUAUCACGUCGCUCAGGCCCUACGUGGAGCACUCUACUGGGCCUUCUCACCGUUAUUGCGGGGCCAGCUAGAAGCAUAUUUUAUGCAUUAUUGUCCCAUAAAAUUGAGAACAUCUUCGUUACCCUCGCGAUAAAAACAAUCAUUUGUAUUAUCUUCGGAAUUACAACUAUGAUAAUACGAUCACAAAGGCAUACUGACCGAACUGAAGCACGGGAAUCGCAAGGAUUUUUCACCAUUAUUCGCUUGUUAUAUCAGUUGACAACGGGACGAUACAUAUGUGCGUACAAAAGUCGAGACUCAAAAUCCAGCUCAUCAGUAUUUCUCAAAAACGUAAAAUGAAAAGUUUGUUUCAAAACGUUUGUCUACAAACAAAGUCUUUCCACUGCGCAACCUACAAUUAAGAAAAUGAUUAUUCUAGCGUUAUUUAUACGUACUUUGAAAACAGAAAAUGUGUUUCAAAUGCUAGUUUCUUUAAUAAAAUAAAUGUGAUGUAAUCCAAGGG
This is a messenger RNA of Schistosoma rodhaini, 1345 nucleotides long. NCBI's taxonomy places the organism in Eukaryota, Metazoa, Platyhelminthes, Trematoda, Strigeidida, Schistosomatidae. The record is from the annotation of a GenBank genome assembly.